GCCUUUAACCACUCGGAUUCUUUCUCCGACCUUUUUCCGGCAGCCAGCCGCGUAAGGAAGUCGAUCUCCAUCCUGAUAGGAGGCUAGGGACUUUUCCGUAAACCACUUGCGCGUUUUGUUUGUAGAGACCAGAGAUGGUUCAUGCCCUGUUUCUCACUUUUUUCCAUCACUUUGCCUAUUAGUUAUUAACAUAAUUCAUUGUUUCUCUCUUUCUUCCACGGCGUUUCCUAUUAAAUGUGCACAUGAAAUUAAAAAAUGAGGCGCGCGGAAGCAUCCCACUGGUUCACGCCAACGAGUUCAUCUCUCUAUAAAAGCGUUGCAGUUUCAGGCUUCAGGCAACUACAGGAAAGGGGGCUAACAGGCAACUACAGGAAAGGGGGCUAAGGCAAGGGAAAAGGCUUUUAGCUGAGAGCAGAGAGAUCGGGCUAAGGCAGGGCCAUACAAAGAGGAGUAGGCAGUUUGCAGAAAUGGCGUCCAUGGAGGAGAAGAAGAAGCACCACUUCGUGUUGGUCCACGGGUCCACCAUGGGAGGGUGGUGCUGGUUCAAGGUGGCGUCCCUGCUGAGAGAGGAUGGCCACAAGGUGAGCGCCCUGGAUUUGGGAGCGUCCGGCCUCGACCCCGCCACCGCCGACCAGGUCGCCACCUUUGCCGACUACACCCACCCCCUCAUACGCCUACUUCACUCCAUUCCCGCCGACGAAAGGGUGGUGCUGGUCGGCCACAGCUUCGGCGGCCUCAGCAUCUCCCUUGCUGCAGAGAUGUUCCCGGGCAAGGUGUCCGCUGCUGUCUUCGUUGCCGCCUUCAUGCCCCAGCUCUCCAAAUCGCCUACGGAUGUUCUAUACCAAUAUUUCUUUGCUCAAAAGGAUCGAAUUGAGUCGUGGGAGGAUUCUGUUUUCACGUUCAAGGAAGAUGCGUCUCAGAUGUUCCCAGUAACAAUUGAAUUUGGCGCAAGACUGAUUCUGACCAUUGUCUUCAAUAGGUGCUCCUAUGAGGACUAUACUUUGGCAACAAUGCUGAAGAGACCAGCACCAUUUUACCGAGAAGAUUUAUCCAGCCAGAAUUUUGUUUCGGAGGAGAAUUACGGACGCACAAAGAAAGCUUACAUAGUGUGCAAGAAUGACCAACUAAUUAAGGAAAGUUUCCAACGCUGGAUGAUAGAGAUGAGCCCAGUGGAUGAGGUAGUGGAGAUUGAGGAUGCUGAUCACAUGGCCAUGUUGUCAAGGCCUCUUGACCUUUGCCAUCACCUCCUCCACAUUGCUGAAACACAUUGCUCCAGAAAAUGAAACACACGAUGAAAAGGAAGCUUCUGCUACUUUCAACAUAGUUGCUGAUCAUAUAAGGUCUCGUUUCGAAUUUGCUUCAUGUAAUGACUUGUUUCUCUUUAGUUCCUUCUUGGGAGAUAACAUAUGUAUGAAUAAAUGGAUCUUGCUUCAGAGUUUCAAUAGAAAUAAAAUAUACUUUUCCACCAAAA
Nymphaea colorata (pocket water lily) is the source of this 1471-nucleotide messenger RNA. RefSeq names its product salicylic acid-binding protein 2-like. NCBI's taxonomy places the organism in Eukaryota, Viridiplantae, Streptophyta, Magnoliopsida, Nymphaeales, Nymphaeaceae. Bases 468 to 1283 code for a protein of 271 amino acids. The record is from RefSeq and is a predicted model, not a curated record. Gene Ontology annotation, biological process: jasmonic acid metabolic process; salicylic acid metabolic process. The transcript has 3 exons. Gene Ontology annotation, molecular function: methyl salicylate esterase activity; methyl jasmonate esterase activity; methyl indole-3-acetate esterase activity.